This is a messenger RNA of Papilio polytes (common Mormon), 1730 nucleotides long. RefSeq names its product sperm-associated antigen 6-like. Gene Ontology annotation, biological process: cilium movement. Bases 98 to 1693 code for a protein of 531 amino acids. The record is from RefSeq and is a predicted model, not a curated record. The transcript is spliced from 14 exons. NCBI's taxonomy places the organism in Eukaryota, Metazoa, Arthropoda, Insecta, Lepidoptera, Papilionidae. Gene Ontology annotation, cellular component: microtubule cytoskeleton. Gene Ontology annotation, molecular function: microtubule binding.
CGAUUUUAUGUCAUAUUUGAAAAUUGAUAAUACAAUUUUUUAUUAAAGAAGAUUCACAGGAUUUUUGUUGAUUCAAGUGUUUCAAGAAUUUAUUGCCAUGAGCCAUUCUAUGAGCAGUCCGAAGAACAUACAACUAGUAUUCGACACGUACCAGAAAGCUCGGCUUACAUUUGCCCAGGCCAUAGCAGACUUGGCCACGAGAUCCACUAACGUAAAGUGUCUUGACAGUGCUGGAGUACUCGAUUUGCUGCGCCCGCUGGUGUCAGACGCGUGCAGCACGGUGCGGCAAUGCGCGGUGGUGGCGGCCGCGCGGCUCGCUGAACACGACGAGGUUGUGGCCCGGCAGAUGCUUGACGGGGGCAUACUUACCACCACGUUGGAGAACCUACAUAAAUUUAAUGUAUACUACAAACGUUCAGCUUUAUACUUAAUUAGAGCAAUUGCAAAACAUAACGAAGAAUUAGCUUCUAUGAUAGUCCGACUUGGGACAUUAGAACAUAUCGUAGCAUGCAUGGAAGACUUCGAUACACAGGUUAAAGAGAAUGCGGCGUGGGCAUUGGGUUACAUCGGGAAGCACAGCGAGAUGCUCGCUGGUAAAGUGGUCGACGCCGGCACGCUACCGCUGCUCGUGCUGGCCUUCCAAGAACCCGAAAUAAGUCUUAAACAGAUCACAGCAGGCGCUCUGGUGGACUUGGCGAAGCACAAGCCCGAAGCCGUGGUGGACGCGGGAUCCAUCUGUCACCUGGUACGCGGUCUUGAUAACCAAGAUCCAAAAUUAAAGCGUAGCACGCUGUGCGCGCUGAGCGCGGUGGCGAGCGCGCGCGUGGAGCUGGCGGAGGCGGCGGUGGCGGGCGGCGCGCUGCCGCCGGCGCUGCUGCACGCCGCGCACCACGCCGCGCCCGUGCGCCGCGCCGCCGCCUGCCUGCUGCGCGACAUCGUGCGACACUCCAUCGAUUUGGCCCAGUUGGUGGUGAACACAGGCGGCUGCGGGCCGCUGGUGGAGCUGCUGUCGGAGAGCGGCGGCGGCGCGCGCGUGCCCGCCUGCAUGGCGCUCGGCUUCAUCGCGGGGCAGUCUGACCAACUCGCUAUGGCUGUUAUCGAAGCUAAGGCGAUUCCAGCUUUAGUGGAAAUUUUACAAAAUAAUGAGGCAGAGGAGGCUGAAGUGUGUGCGGCCGCGUGGACGCUGGGUCACAUCGCUAAACACUCCCCGCAACAUAGUCUAGCAGUUGCUGUGGCAAAUGCAUUCCCGAGAUUAUUGCAGCUCUAUACAAAUCCAAAGUCGUCAGGGGAGGUGCGUGCACGAGCUUUGUGUUGCCUAAAACAGGCACUGCAGUGCUGCCUGCACAGACCUGCACUGGAGCCUUUACUGCACGCCGCACCUGCUUGUGUUCUCAAAUAUGUACUCGCACAGUAUGCUAAGAUAUUACCAAAUGAUGCAAGAGCCCGAAGAUUAUUUGUGUCAACUGGGGCAUUGAAACGAAUACAGGAGAUCGAUACCGUUCCGGGCACAUCUCUUAAGGAGUAUAUAAAUAUUAUUAACAGUUGUUUCCCCGAAGAAAUCGUUAGGUAUUAUUCACCUGGUUAUUCUGAAACAUUGCUUGAUAGAGUAGAAGCAUAUACGCCACAGAUUCCCGAGUUAUUUACUGAUCGAGUGCCCAGUGAUUGUCAAAGUGAAUUAACAUUAGAAAAUUAACAAAAACGCGAUUUUUUAAAUAAAUUUUUACAGUGUU